Molecule: messenger RNA, 347 nt
Organism: Sus scrofa (pig)
Lineage: Eukaryota; Metazoa; Chordata; Mammalia; Artiodactyla; Suidae
Gene: DEFB1
Product: defensin beta 1
Biological process (GO): defense response to Gram-positive bacterium; innate immune response in mucosa; defense response to Gram-negative bacterium
Cellular component (GO): extracellular region
Molecular function (GO): CCR6 chemokine receptor binding
Source: RefSeq, marked provisional
CCUCUGAGAGCCUCUCCUUCCCUGGGCAUCCGGCCACCACCUGCCGCCGCCAUGAGGGCCCUCUGCUUGCUGCUGCUGACUGUCUGCCUCCUCUCUUCCCAGCUGGCUGCAGGUAUUAACCUGCUUACGGGUCUUGGCCAGAGGUCCGACCACUACAUAUGUGCCAAGAAAGGGGGGACCUGCAACUUCUCCCCCUGCCCGCUCUUCAACAGGAUUGAAGGGACCUGUUACAGUGGCAAGGCCAAGUGCUGCAUCCGCUGACCCUGAGCCAGAAGCCACAGCAGAGGGGACACACAGGCCAAGUGAAGUAUUUGCAACUGUUGUUUUAAUAAAAGAAGUUUUUUUUU